AUGGAGACCACCACGAGACAAAAUUUACAAUCUAAUUACGAUAACAGACAACGAUGGACAACAAGAGGCCAUGACUUUCAAAGUAAUAAUUAUCAAGGAAAUAAUUACAACCCUAGAUAUCAGAACUAUAAUGCUAGUUAUUACAACAACGUCAGGGCAAACUACCCAGGAUCGUACAAUAAUUUUUCAAGAUUUGAUAAUAGAACUAGUAAUAAUAACAAUAACUAUAAUAACCAUAGAUUUAACAAUGAUUAUAAUUACAGAUAUAACAAACAUGAUAACGAUUCAAGAUUUAUUCAAAGACAUAACAAUAAUCAUAUUAUUGGAAAUCAAGGAAGAAAUCAAGUAUGCAAUUGUAGAUAUCGUAACAAUGAUAAUAAUCAAUCAUGA
This is a messenger RNA of Gordionus sp. m RMFG-2023, 390 nucleotides long. RefSeq lists its product as uncharacterized. The record is from RefSeq and is a predicted model, not a curated record. The transcript has a single exon. Lineage: Eukaryota; Metazoa; Nematomorpha; Gordioida; Chordodea; Parachordodidae. The coding region runs from base 1 to 390 and encodes 129 amino acids.